CGAAGCAUGUGCCCACCAAGCUCCACCUGACCCGUUUCGGGAUGGUCGCCCCUCAAUUGCCUCGGCUCAGCAACCCCAGGAUUUGGCAGGCUCCAUUCAUCGCAAGGGGGCGGCGAUGAACAGCCCUGCCGAGGGAACCGCCCCUCGCCGUGUCGCAGCAUGACCGUGUCUUGCCCGAGUGUUACCCGGCCGAAGUCCAUUUGAACGCAGGCCUGUAUCCGGUUUCCAUUCCUUUGUCCGACUCAUCCCUCGCUCUGAAUCGCGGCCGGUGUGUAGUGGAAUCAACUCGGUAAUUCGACUUUGAGCGCGCUUCUUACCCUCCACUCACUUCGAGUUAUCCGUAUCCUCGGUCCAAUCAACUGAAUUGUCCCGCGUGCGCCCGCCGCAACGAUGCCCUUCAACACGGAAUUAACGCGCCGCCUCGGCAUUGCAGUCCCCGUUGUGCAGGGAGGCAUGCAGCAUGUCGGAACCGCUGAGAUGGCGAGUGCCGUGUCCAAUGCCGGCGGCUUAGGUAUUAUCACAGCCCUAAUCUGGCCUGAGCCGGAAGGACUGCGCCAGGAGAUCCGCAAGUGCAGGAAAAUGACGAGCAAGCCGUUCGGUGUCAACAUCACCCUGCUCCCGGCGAUUGUUCCGCCUGACUACGAGGGGUACGCCCAGGUCGCCAUUGACGAGGGCAUCAAAAUCGUUGAGACUGCCGGGAACUCGCCAGGGCCUGUCAUCGCAAAGCUCAAGAAGGCUGGCUGCAUCAUCCUGCACAAGUGCACAACCAUCAGGCACGCCCAGUCCGCGAUAAAGCUCGGCGUUGACUUUUUGAGCAUUGAUGGGUUUGAAUGCGCUGGCCACGUGGGUGAGUCGGACAUCACAAACUUCAUCCUGCUCAGCCGGGCGCGUCAAACGCUCAAUGUGCCCUUCAUCGCGUCGGGCGGCUUCGCCGACGGACAGGGCCUCGCGGCGGCGCUGUGCCUUGGUGCGUGCGGUGUCAACAUGGGAACGCGGUUCCUGUGCACUGUUGAGAGCCCGAUCCACCACAACAUCAAGGAGCAGAUCGUAAAGGCGGAGGAGACAGACACGGCGCUGGUCCUGCGGCGCUGGCGCAACACUACGCGCUUGUACCGCAACAAGGUUACCGAGCAGGCGCUCAAGGUCGAGCGCGAGAGCAAGACGGGGGAAUUCUCCGAGAUCCAGCCCUACGUCAGCGGCAAGCGCGGCCGCGAGGUAUUCGUCAACGGCGACCCGGAGUAUGGCGUUUGGACCGCGGGCCAGGUCAUCGGUCUAAUUCACGAUAUCCCCAACUGCAAGGACCUCGUUGCGCGGAUCGAGAAGGAGGCGGAGGAAACGCUGAAGGCACGGACGGGGUUAUUUACCCCUUCACCGAAACUGUAACUGUUUCCUAGAAUGUAAAUAAGGGCGGGUGGGUCUGUGUUUUGGGAGCGUGGGAUCUCGCAUUUGGAUCAAGAUCAUGUAGAAAGAAAUACGGAGCGUGGAAUCUAUGCA
Molecule: messenger RNA, 1494 nt
Organism: Chaetomium fimeti
Lineage: Eukaryota; Fungi; Ascomycota; Sordariomycetes; Sordariales; Chaetomiaceae
Exons: 4
Coding region: 391-1383 (330 amino acids)
Molecular function (GO): nitronate monooxygenase activity
Source: RefSeq, a predicted model, not a curated record